AGCAAGCAUCGUUAUAGAGUAUUGACAAAUCGAAAGCAAUGGCUUUUAUUCAUACGUGCUUACUGUUAUUUUCCUUGAUGGCGUUUGGGGCGUGUUUCCCUGCGACAUGCCCAAGCAUCGAGGAUCUUUCUCCGUGCACUUGCAAGCGAAUCGGUUUAGGUCUUCGUGUCAUGUGUUCUGAUUUCAACGACCAUGCCCAGCUUAUAAAAGUUUUCAAGAUUCUGAGGGAUUACAGGGUACAGAUCGUCAUUCUCCACGACUUGAGUAUCAAAGACGUUCUACCUAAUACUCUGUUCGACGACCUGCAAAUUAACGAACUAAGGGUAGAGUCAUGUGAACUGAAAUUUUCUGGGGCUGCUUUCACCGGUUUGGAUGAAUCUUUGUCUGUUCUCAAUGUAGCUCAACAGACUGUAAUAGAAAGUUCGGAAGGUUUCUCUUUGGCGAAGCUCUCCAAGUUGAAUGAACUGAACGUGAAGGCUAACAGCUUAACUAAAGUGAACGAUGACUGGUUGAACGGAAAGACUCCGAAUGUCCACACAAUUGUUCUAGAAGAAAAUGAAAUCAGCAGUGUUGGUUCUCAUGCCUUUGCUCAUCUUGAUCAACUGAAAAUCAUCUCAUUGGCAGACAACCGAAUCAAAAAGGUAGAACGGUCGAUGUUCCCCAGACCGGCAUCAAACUUGAAAAGAAUAGAUCUCAGCAACAAUGAAAUUUCUCAACUUCCUGAAGACAUAUUUCUCGAAAUGCCAAAUCUUAAUGAAGUUGCAUUGAGCGGAAACGAUCUUCGAACACUGGAACGAAAUGUAUGGAUGCCAAUUUGGUCUCAACUGACAAAAGUAUACCUUGUUGAUAAUAAAAUGAAUUGUGACUCGGAGAUGAACUGGAUACGAGGGUACAGACAACCAUCAAGACUGGUUGGAAACUGUGUCGAACCACGUGAACUUCGUGGUCGACCGAUCAAAGAUGUCUACAGUCCAACAUAAGAUGUCUGCUUGUCUUCUUUAUUUUGUCACGUUUCAUAACAUAGUGUAAAUAGACUGCUUUCAGACACUUUCAUUGACUUUGAUGUGCAUCAUUUGUUCUUUCCCCAUCGAUUCACUCAUUAGCAGAUGUUAGUUAAAAUUCAUGGAGGAUGCAAUGACUGCACUUUUAGCAAUUGAGAUUACUCUUGAUUAUUUUUUGUAAUAAUUAGCCUAUACUUUUGAAGAAAACUGCCUAUUUAACCCUCUGGACGGAAGAUCCCUUUCUUAGGCAGACGCUGGUCAGAAUUUGUAGUUGUUAUAGGUGGUUCUAUGCAGUUUAGUCUUUUUGAAUAAUUCAAAAGCAAUUCCAAAGUACAGAUUGUAAAAAAUUUAUCCAUUAUAAUUUUAUAAUUUUAAAUCAACUAAUCAGACCAAACCAUCUAAAAAUGAGUGAGAAAUGUAAAAAAUCAAGCAACCCGUCUCAUAGACGGUGUAACUCUAAAAAAAUGAAAAGAGAAAAAAAAAAGAAAAGCUCUAACAGAAGGGUUACCAUUUCAUUUUAAUGAAUAAACAGUAAAAGCUUUCUAAUGAUAUUUAUAAACUUAGUUUUAAAGUAAGAACAGUUUUAUUACUUAUAAUACUAAAAGGGUUGAAAUUACCAAAAACAAUAAUAGAACAGUUUAAGUGAUUAAAGGAAUCAUUCUUUUUAAUUUAUGGUAACACACAUAUCAAGAUAGAGAAAUUUUAGAAUACUCAAUGCAUCCGCAGUAUUGUAAAUUGUUUGAUUGACAAAAAAUUUUAACUGGAUAUGUUUGAUUCUUCAGUAUAAUUUAUAAGACAAAAUAUCUCUCAAAAAAUCUGCAUUUCUGCAAUUAAAUUGAAAACAAUGAUACGAAAAUAGCUGGUAUAUUGAAUUUGUUCUAUCUGUUAAAAGGCAAAGCAUGUCAUCUUUCCAUGAAUUACUCAUACAUUGUACAGCAUUUCAAAAGGCGUUUUAUACACCGAUAGAUGAAGUUGUUUGUUUUGUCAAGAGUCAUCAUGUUCAAACGUACAAAAAAAUGUAAAUAGUUUUUAAAAACCUGUGAAUAUAUCGUUCUCAUAUUAACUUAAUAAUAAUUUUCAUGUGUAAAAAGAUUU
Messenger RNA from Uloborus diversus, 2096 nucleotides. Its product is annotated as leucine-rich repeat-containing protein 15-like. Gene Ontology annotation, cellular component: plasma membrane. The record is from RefSeq and is a predicted model, not a curated record. The transcript has 3 exons. NCBI's taxonomy places the organism in Eukaryota, Metazoa, Arthropoda, Arachnida, Araneae, Uloboridae. The coding region runs from base 39 to 980 and encodes 313 amino acids. Gene Ontology annotation, molecular function: protein binding.